Messenger RNA from Rana temporaria (common frog), 1003 nucleotides. Its product is annotated as chemokine-like protein TAFA-1. NCBI's taxonomy places the organism in Eukaryota, Metazoa, Chordata, Amphibia, Anura, Ranidae. Gene Ontology annotation, biological process: neuroblast differentiation; regulation of neuroblast proliferation. The record is from RefSeq and is a predicted model, not a curated record. Gene Ontology annotation, molecular function: receptor ligand activity. Bases 39 to 725 code for a protein of 228 amino acids. The transcript has 5 exons.
GAGAAGGUGAAUAUUACUGAUGGGGUGUCAGGUGUGGGAUGAGCAAACAUAGCGAUACAGUCAGAGAGCAGAAUAUGUUUCUCCUCCUUCCCUCCCACCCAUACAGGGCACUAGAGACCCCCCCACGGCUUUUUUUUUUUUCUCCAUCUCUCCGCUAUCACACAUGGCACCCAGCCCUCCUCCCCCUCACUCACACUUCCCAGAUGGAUUACAGCCUCAUAGGCUCUGACAAGAAGAUCUCCUCUCCUUGCUCUCAUCUUGCACCGUAUCCCAUGGGCUGGAGGCUGCCGGGCUGCCCCACUCUUUUCCUCUCCAUGUCCUGCCUCUGGAUGACAGUUAUGGCCUCCUACUCCAAGCACGACGUUCAGAUACCGGACCUGCCUCCUCUGUGGCCUCCGCACUAUCAGUAUUUCACAGAUGGGAAUCGGCUCCCAGUCAUCUCCGGUGGCACCUGUCGGGUGGUGUCUGCCCAUCGCUGCUGCAACAGGAACCGCAUUGAGGAGCGCUCACAGACAGUGCAAUGUUCCUGCCUGCCUGGGAAGGUGGCCGGGACAACCAGGGACAAACCAUCAUGUGUAGACGCUUCCAUCGUAAUGGGGAAAUGGUGGUGCGACAUGGAGCCCUGCCUGCAGGAGGAAGAAUGUCAAACGCUGCCUGAUAACUCCGGAUGGAUCUGUUUCCAGGGAGGGCGCAUCAAAACCACUAAGAUUCACCCCAGAUACUGAACUCUUUGGAGAAAUUCCUGCAAAUGAUUGUAUACCUCCCCAAGCCAUGUAGAGGUUCAAGGUCCCCGUAGCACAGGUACCAUUGGUCAUGUGACACCCCCCCCCCUCCGGGACAGAGAUGAAAGUGCAGCCUGGUGUAAUGGAGUCUGAUGGUCUAUGGCGGGUUCUCAGCAAAGCUUUUCUAUUAAUAACCAGCCAAUGUGAAGGCAAUUAAUAAAUAAUGUAAUUAUGCGUGGAAGUACUUGAAAUAAUCACAACAAAAUAUACACAAAUCAAGG